AUGCUCAUCCAACUGUUCGCGCCCUACCUGGCGCUGUUCGUGGGGUCUAUCGGCGCCGGUUAUGUCACCGUACCGCUUCAGAGUCCCGCCGGCGUGACCUACGUUAACAGCCAGCAACACAUCGGUCUUCUGGCAGGUCCGGUGCGCUACACGUCCUCCGCUGCCGUAUCUCCCGUCUCCCUGGUGGACGCCCGUUCCGGCGCCGUCGCGGUAACGCCCGGACCAUCUCCCACGUACUACUCGUACAACGUGCAACCUCAGGCCGUGUUUGGAAAGGCAAGCUACACGCCGGCGGUCCAGUAUCACCACACUUCGUACGGUAGCCCCACGGUUCGGGUCUACGAGCCGAAGUCAUUCGUGUACGGUGUGCAAGCCAACAAUGUCCCGUCGACGCACACGGUCCAUACGGUUCCGGUUUCCGUCUCGACAACGCAGUAUCAUCACCACACCCCGGAACAAGUUCCGGUGACUCCAGCACCGCAUCAUCCCACUAUCGCCGUACCCGUGCCUACACCCGUGCCUGUUCACGUCCCUGUUCACGUCCCGGUACCAGUCCCGGUGACUCCAACCUAUACCAAAACGGUCACCACAGGUCCGACGUACGUAACGCCUCAGGAGAAACCGAUUGUUCCGGUGGUACGCUCUCGCAAGUUCAAGGUACGCCGCCCGGCCAUCCAGAAUCAGUUCUACGACAUCGAGGAGCGCGUCAUCAUCCGACCCGUCGGUUCGGCGCUGGUCGAACUCGAGCAGCCCAUCUCGCAGACGGAAACGCAGUCCAAAACCACCAAGACCACCACGACCACGUUUGUGGAGAAGCGACCUCCGGUGUACAUCCCAGCGCCGCCACCACCACCACCACCACCACAAGAGGAGGUUCACCCUCAGGGAGACUCAGGCUACGGUACACGCAUCGGACGUCCCCGUGUUGUGACGCAAACAACGACGGUCUACACCGAGCGGCCUCAGGUGGUGGUACAGAAGAAUACCUACGAUCGUGUCCGCGUUAGUUCACAGGAAAGCACGCAAUCGGCCGCAUCGACCAGCAAGAGCUCCGACGCCGAGUUUAUCGAUACCUCAGCGAACGUCCCACAACAGCGACCCUUCUUCACGCAAGGACACGCCAUCUACCAUCCACAGCAGACGGCAUAUGUCCCGCAUCACUACGCGACUAACCUAGGUCCGCAUCCACUCUUGUACCAUCCGGGAAAUGCAGGACAUCUGUUGCACCAUGUUGCCUACCAAGGCCAACACCACGCGCUUGUGGCGCACCCUGGAGCUGUGCAUCCGGGUUUCGUAUACCACCAGGUACCGUCGACUACUCCCCUGUAUCCCGUGACUCCCGUCGGCCCGACGGCACCCGGUUCGGAUUGCGAUCGUGAGGCUAAGGCUCCCGAGUACCUUCCUCCUACACAGACGACUCCGGUGGCUACGACGACAACCAAACCUCCCACCUCUAGCUCAGUCCCCGUUGCGGACGCGGAAGAAGAGUACGAUGACUCAAUCGUGGUGGAUGCCCGAUCCGGCGCCGGACAGUCCCACGAUACGGACUAUGAAGAUUCGACCGCAUACGAGGAAGCGGUAGGAAGCAGUUCGACCAGUACUACCACAGUGGCCACCCCGACGUACCGCCAGCAUGACAAGUACCGUGGAGAAGAGGAAAGUCACACCCAGAGUCCGAGUCGGAGUCAGAGCCAGGAGCGAUCCUCGAUCGAGAUCAGUUACGCGACGCGCACCACUCCAGCAAGCGACAUCGUCGCGUUCGAUCCGUCAACUUCUGCGGGAGUUUUCAACCUGGGACCGUCGCCCACGGCCUUCCGCGGAUCGUUCUCCACUACCACCCCCCUCCCCACGACCAUUUCCCUCGAUGCCGGAUCCAGCUCGAUCGCUUCCAGCACGCCGCAGCGCUCGGUGACCAUCAUCUCCUCGACAACUCCACGCACCGUCUCGGCACGCUUCAGCGAAACGGACGACUCAGUCACCGCAGGUCGACUGGAGUCUUCCAGCACUUCCGGUUCCAUCUCCUCGCAGUCGGUGGUGGUCGGCCAGGGACUCACGCAGGAGCAGAUCCACACCAACCAGGAGCAGUUCAUCAAGCUGCUCUCCGAGCGGGACUCGAUCGCGGAAGUUGGCUUUGGCCCGGGCAAGGGAGAUACCUCCAGCACGCUGAUCGACGCUUACGUACGCAGCCGAGUCCUGUCCGCCACGCCGGCUCCCCGCGACGCCAAGGAAACGUCGCGCACCGUCAACAUCCGCCGGAUCGUCGUAUCGCGUCCAGUGGAAACGGAGCAGGAAGUUGAGGUACGCGAGCAGGGUUACGCUACCACCGUUUCGCCGCCGUCCUACGAGCACAAGCGGGACGUGAGUGAGGUGUCCACGGGCAGGAGCGACGCGGCCAGCGAUGAGUCGCAGCAGCCACCCGUUUACGUGAACGCCAAACCGCCCGCGUUUGCCGACGACAGUAACAAGAAGUAG
Molecule: messenger RNA, 2472 nt
Organism: Anopheles coustani
Lineage: Eukaryota; Metazoa; Arthropoda; Insecta; Diptera; Culicidae
Product: mucin-2-like
Exons: 1
Coding region: 1-2472 (823 amino acids)
Source: RefSeq, a predicted model, not a curated record